Messenger RNA from Drosophila kikkawai, 778 nucleotides. RefSeq lists its product as uncharacterized. The record is from RefSeq and is a predicted model, not a curated record. NCBI's taxonomy places the organism in Eukaryota, Metazoa, Arthropoda, Insecta, Diptera, Drosophilidae.
ACAUUUAUCAGUAACCUGUGCCAAAUCUGACUUUUAAAAAUAUCCAAAUUUUCACAUAUGUAUGUAUGUUUUCCCACUUUUUAUGUAAAAACUUGUACGGCCAACGAAAUUGUAUUUUGCGGAUCUUCUUAUAAAUAUUAUAAUGACAUAUUUAGCGAGUGUCUGCGCUGCUGGCCUCAUUCACCUGAUGCACAAUUGGGUCUUGCCGCCCGACCGGUCCAAGUUGCUGGGACCACAGUUACCGUCUAUCUUGGUGGCCAUUGCCCUGCUGGAUCUGAUCUAUGAUAAUAGACUUUUACCCCAUGGUUUGGAAGUAAUGUCUGUCAUGCUCCAACGGUUCUGCGAAAUGACAAUGGCGCUCAUCUUGCUGGAGCUGGGCAUUAACGUCAUCUGGAUACCGGUGGAGCGCCUUAUCCACCUGCUGACUAAAAUAUUCUUGCGUAGCACGGGUCUUCUGUCAGAAGGUUUCGAGGGCUUCUGGGUGGGCUGCGUGACAGUGCCACUGUCCCUGGUGAUCCUGGCCUUCGUUGGCCACGCCACCGAUCACUUCUCUUUGCUGCGCAGCCGAAGCUUUCGUGUGAAGACCAGGGUCCUGCUCAACGUGGACGCAUCAUUGCGCUAUCUAAAGCGUAACCAGAGAGUCACCGGAAUGCCGUUGCCCAAUUACGCCGAAAAGCUUCAACAACACAAGGAUGCUGCAACCAGGCGCCGACGAGGUCAGGACUUCCUAAGACACUUCCACGAUUAAAUAAAGAAUUCACAUAGUUUUUUAAUUAGA